AUGGCACUCACGACUGAGUCUGGCGACGCCAUCACGUCCAAUGCCAGUGAAAAUGAUCACGCCGCCGCCGCCGCCACCGGCCCCCGAAAACUCGACCACCCAGCCGAGAUCGAUGAGAAAGAUAUCCACAACACUUCAGAUCCAACCAGCAAGACAAUGGGCGAAUCCAGCGUACUAAGCCUGCAAGCCGAGCAGCCCCAGUCGGACCUGGAGAGUAGCGGAAGCGCAUCCAAAAAUGGACCAGCGAAGGCCCCACCGCCAGACGGAGGUCUCCAGGCCUGGCUGCAAGUGCUCAUCGCCCACCUGGUCAUCUUCAACACCUGGGGAUACAUCAACUCGUUCGGCGUGUUCCAGACCUACUACCUGAGCACCCUUGAGCAGUCCCCCUCGCAGAUCUCGUGGAUCGGCUCGGUGCAGGUCUUCAUUCUUUUUGUCAUCGGCACUUUUUCCGGACGCGCAACCGACGCGGGCUACUUCCGGCACACCUUCGCCAUCGGCACCGUCCUCAUCCUGAUCGGCGUCUUCACGACCUCCGUCUGCACCGAGUACUGGCAGCUGUUCCUCGCCCAGGGCAUCUGCACCGGUAUCGGGAACGGGCUGCUGUUCUGUCCCACCCUGGCUGUCCUCCCUACCUACUUCAACAAGAAAAGGGCAAUGGCCGUUGGGCUUGCUGCCUCGGGAACCACGACGGGGGGCAUUAUCAUCCCGGGCAUCUUCGAGGCGCUGCUGCCCCGAAUUGGCUUCGGAUGGACCCUGCGCGUGCUCGGACUGAUCAUGUUGGUCUUCCAGGUGAUCUGCUUCGUCCUGGCGCGCACCAGAGUCCCACCCCGGACCGUCGGGCCUCUCGUGGAGUUCUCGGCAUUUAAGGAGCUUCCCUAUCUCCUCUUCGCCAUCGGUAUCUUCUUCUGCUUCUGGGGCAUAUACCCAGCCUACUACUACGUCGGCGAGUACGCGAGCAGCGUCAUCGGGGUCUCUCAGGGGGACUCCAUUAAUCUUCUCAUCAUUAUGAACGGCAUUGGUGUUGUCGGUCGGCUCCUGCCCCCCUACCUCUCUGACAGGUGGACCGGCCCGACAAACAUGAUGAUUCCCUUUGUGCUGCUGUCCGCGGUGUCGCUCUAUUGCUGGGCCGCCAUUUACACCCAAGGCGGCCUGUGGGCCUUCGCCACCAUCUACGGGCUCUUUAGCUCGGGCGUUAAUAGUCUAUUCCCUACUGCCCUGUCUGCCUUGACCACGGACAUGACCAAGAUUGGUGUGCGAAUGGGCAUGGUAUACACUGUUAUUAGCUUUGCCACGCUGACCGGCACACCCAUCGCGGGGGCACUCAUCAGUGCCCACGGCGGCCACUACCUGGGUAUGGAGAUGUUUGCCGCAUCGCUGCUCAUGAUCGGGGGUAUCAUGCUGGUCGCGGCGAGGAUAUCGAGAACGGGUUGGAAGCUGAGGGCGAGAAUGUAG
Molecule: messenger RNA, 1452 nt
Organism: Diaporthe citri
Lineage: Eukaryota; Fungi; Ascomycota; Sordariomycetes; Diaporthales; Diaporthaceae
Exons: 1
Coding region: 1-1452 (483 amino acids)
Biological process (GO): transmembrane transport
Cellular component (GO): fungal-type vacuole membrane
Molecular function (GO): transmembrane transporter activity
Source: RefSeq, a predicted model, not a curated record